Molecule: messenger RNA, 8728 nt
Organism: Thunnus maccoyii (southern bluefin tuna)
Lineage: Eukaryota; Metazoa; Chordata; Actinopteri; Scombriformes; Scombridae
Gene: adcy3a
Product: adenylate cyclase 3a
Exons: 21
Coding region: 773-4147 (1124 amino acids)
Biological process (GO): cAMP biosynthetic process; adenylate cyclase-activating G protein-coupled receptor signaling pathway; intracellular signal transduction
Cellular component (GO): plasma membrane
Molecular function (GO): adenylate cyclase activity
Source: RefSeq, a predicted model, not a curated record
CUGUUCCCUGUCUUCUGCGGAAAACACCCAAGACCAAAAAAGCUGGAAGCGGGGGUUUGUGUACCCGUCGAGGCGAGUUUCUAUGAGCCAUUUUAUCUUUCCAUUAGACUGAGGUAGAAUAUAUGCAGGCUGCUGUGUUUCAGGCGGGCUGAUCACACCCACAUCUGGCCAAUGGGAAUAACGUUAGCACCCAUAGGAGACGAAAUCCGGCUUUACACACGGCCAUGUGAGGUGUGACUAUGGAAGGCCAAAAUGCAAAAAGCUCUCCAACCAAGAGGAAUGAUGGAGGCAGAGGCGGGCUUGCAAACAUCAACUUAGUUGAUCUAAAGUUAAGGCAUUCAGCCACUCUGACAUGGUGUAUGAUUGUGGAGUACAAACACAGAAAGGAGCUGGUGAAACAGUCACGUUUGUAAUGCUGAAUGAGGAAACAAGACGUGCAUAUUCUUUGGAUCACGUUGCUGAAGAGGAGUAGGCGUGUGCAUAUGACACAGGACUAACUGAGUCAAAUGAGAGCAUUGGAUGGAGUGACCACAGGCACAGCUAUGUAAGAGACACUCUGGUGUACAGUUCCUGACAAUCAACAUACAGCUGUGAUUCAUGCCACAUAUGUGGCUUCUCAGGGGACAAAGGUGGUUACUCAGCAGACCAGGAACAAGCAGAUGAUUUAUGUCUGAAAAUAUCGCAGCAUUUGGUCUACUCCUGUCGGACAACAAACAGGUUUGAAGUUUUUUAUAGAAAGGAAAAAGCAGGAAGCAGCUCUUGAGUGUUCACCAUGCCUCGGAACAGAGCCUUCUCAGAGCCGGAGUACUCUGCAGAGUAUUCGGCAGACUGCUCAGUGACGCUGCCCUCUGACCCUGGGCAGGCGGUGGGGCGGACACAUGAGGUCACUGUUCGGAGCUCAGGAUGCUGCCUUUGCCUCCCUCGGUUCAUGCGCCUCACUUUUGCGCCCGAGUCUCUGGAGAACCUCUACCAGACCUACUUCAGACGGCAGAGACAUGAAACCCUGCUGGUGCUUGUCGUGUUUGCCGCCCUCUUCGACAGCUACAUCAUCGUCAUGUGCACGGUGGUCUACACCACUGACAAGUUGGCCUCUGUUUUGGUGGCAUCAGUGGGACUGGCAGCAGAUAUCAUCCUCUACCUGCUGUGCCGUUCUGGGCUGCUGCCAGAUCGCAUUUCGCGGCGGGUGGUGCCCUAUGCCCUGUGGGUGCUCAUAGCAGCUCAGAUAUUCUGCUACUUGGGUCUGAACUAUGCUCGCUUCCACCAGGCCAGUGACACAGUUGGCUGGCAGGCUUUCUUCAGCUUCUCCUUUUUCCUGACUCUGCCUUUGAGGUUGACACCCAUCGUGCUCAUCACUACUGUAUCCUGCGGGGUCCACACCCUGGUUCUGGGAGUCACCAUCGCCCAGCAGCAGCAGGAAGAGAUUAAGGGGGCAGCACUUGGCAGACAGCUUCUGGCCAAUAUUGUGAUCUAUGUUUGUGCCAUAACGGUGGGCGUCAUGUCGUACUACAUGGCAGACAGGAAGCAUCGGAAGGCCUUUCUGGAGGCGAGACAGUCACUGGAGGUCAAACUCAACCUGGAAGAGCAGAGCCAACAACAGGAACGCCUGCUGCUGUCCAUCCUUCCAAAGCAUAUAGCAGAUGAGAUGCUGCAGGACAUGAAGAAGGAGCCCAGUCAGAAAGAGAUGCAGCAGUUCAACACCAUGUACAUGUACAGACAUGAGAACGUCAGUAUUUUGUUUGCAGACAUUGUGGGCUUCACCCAGCUGUCAUCAUCCUGCAGUGCUCAGGAGCUGGUCAAACUGCUCAAUGAGCUCUUUGCUCGCUUUGACAAACUGGCUGCAAAAUAUCACCAGCUGAGGAUUAAGAUCCUGGGAGACUGCUACUACUGUAUCUGUGGGCUGCCAGACUACAGAGAGGACCAUGCUGCCUGCUCCAUUAUGAUGGGCCUGGCCAUGGUGGAGGCCAUCUCAUAUGUCCGGGAGAAAACCCAGACAGAUGUUGACAUGCGGGUUGGAGUCCACAGUGGUACAGUCCUCGGGGGAGUGCUGGGUCAGAAACGCUGGCAGUAUGAUGUCUGGUCCACUGAUGUCACUGUAGCCAACAAAAUGGAGGCUGGAGGGAUACCAGGUCGUGUCCACAUCUCACAGAGCACCAUGGAGUGUCUUCAUGGGGAGUUUGAUGUGGAGCCAGGGAACGGAGGCGACCGCUGUGACUACCUGAGAGAGAGGGGCAUUGAGACCUACCUGGUGGUUGUUCCUAAAGGACCUGUGGGAAAGAAUGGCAUCAACGGUGUAAAGCUGUCUGUAACCUCUUCCAGUGGAAACUCCCCGCUGUUAAUCAACACCACAGAAUGUAAUGGCAGUGUUAACACAGCCUGCACCACACCAGAGGAACCUGAAGAACUGGACACAAGGGUCGUGAAUCCAUCUUUCCCUAACCCUCGGAGAAGGCUACGGCUGCGCGACCUGGCUGAAAGGGUGAUUGAUGCUCAGGAGAACGAACAGGAGCUCAACAAACUGCUCAACGAGGCUCUGCUGGAGAGAGAGACAGUCCAAGCUCUGAAGGGGAAACACACCAACCAGCUCUCCCUGAGGUUUGUGGAUCCAGAGCUGGAGACUCGUUACUCGGUGGAGAAGGAGAAGCAGAGUGGAGCUGCCUUCUCCUGCUCCUGUGUGGUCCUGCUCUUCACUGCAGCUAUGGAAGCACUCAUAGACCCCUGGCUGAUUGCAAACUACAUCACCUUUGCAGUGGGAGAAGUCCUGCUGCUAAUCCUGACAAUCUGUUCUCUGGCUGCCAUCUUCCCAAGAGUCUUUCCCAAGAAACUGGUGUCUUUCUCCACCUGGAUAGACCACACACGCUGGGCUCGUAACACCUGGGCCAUGGCAGCCAUCUUCAUCCUCACCAUGGCCGACAUCAUGGACAUGCUGAGUUGUCUGCCUCGAGUCCCAGAUUCAGUCAGCACCACAAUGGCUCCCUCCUCCGCCUCCUCAUCCUCCUCCUCCACCUGGUCCAGCCCUGACGGUUGCCUGGACAACCCCAAAUAUUACAGCUUCAUUGCUGUGCUGGCACUCAUGGCCACCACCAUGCUGGUUCAAGUCAGUCACAUGGUCAAGCUCACACUGAUGCUCUUCAUCACAGUGGCCACAGGCAUCGUUAACAUCUACAGCUGGAGGGACAUCUUCGACCGCUACGACAUGGCUCGCUUCGGCUACAAGUCAUACUUGGUGCCCUCCAAGUUCACAAUGACAGUUAUGAUCUUCAUUAUGAUGGUCAGCUUCUAUUAUUUCUCCAGACAUGUGGAGAAGCUUGCCCGCACCCUGUUCCUGUGGAAGAUUGAGGUCCAUGAGCAGAAGGAGAAGGUGUAUGAGAUGAGGCGCUGGAACGAAGCACUGGUGACCAACAUGCUGCCUGAACACGUCGCUCGACACUUCUUGGGUUCUAAGAAAAGGGAUGAGGAGUUGUACAGUCAGUCCUAUGAUGAGAUUGGAGUCAUGUUUGCCUCAAUCCCCAACUUCUCUGACUUCUACACAGAGGAGAGCAUCAAUAAUGGAGGGAUUGAAUGCUUACGGUUCCUCAACGAGAUCAUCUCAGACUUUGACAGUCUGCUGGAUGAGACUCAGUUCCGCUGCAUCACAAAAAUCAAGACCAUCGGUAGCACCUACAUGGCAGCAUCAGGUGUCACCCCAGACGUCAGCAAUGGCUACACCUGUAUGAAGAAGGAGGAGCAGUCUGACAGAGAGCGCUGGCAGCACCUGGCAGACCUGGCAGACUUUGCUCUGGCCAUGAAGGUCACACUCAUGAACAUCAACUACCAGUCAUUUAACAACUUCAUGCUACGCAUUGGUCUGAAUAAGGGUGGAGUGUUAGCAGGAGUGAUCGGUGCCCGCAAACCCCACUAUGACAUCUGGGGCAACACUGUGAAUGUGGCCAGUCGCAUGGAGUCCACAGGGGUGAUGGGAAACAUCCAGGUUGUGGAGGACUGCUACAACAUCCUGAAAGAGUACGGUUUCCGCUUUGUGAGGAGGGGGCCCAUCUUUGUGAAGGGGAAAGGGGAGCUGCUCACCUAUUUUCUGAAGGGAAGAGACAAACAAGGCUCAUUUAUCAACGGCUCCUCUGUCACUCUGCCACACCAGGUGGUUGACAGCUAAGGACUAAACACACACACACACACACACACACACACACACUCCCCAGUAAUCACGUUUAUGUGUGAUGAAUGCAGAGAGGGGCAGAGGAAAGAGUUUAGAAUGAGAAGUCAUUUGCCUAGAAACCUGGGCUUUUUUCAAUUCUGUGAACAAAAUGUUUACUGGUUGGAUAAAAAUAAUACUGACACACUUCAUACACACCUGUGACAGGAUACCUGACAUUACUGAGCACACACACACGUUCACUGUCUAUGGAAAGAUAUACAUGCCAGUAGAGAUUGUAUUUGAAUUAAAAUGUCAUGUUCAACUUGAACCAUGGAAUUCAAAACAUUCAUAAUUUGAAUGAGUUCAUUGAAAAGAUUAGAAACUGAGCAUGAUUUAAGAGACUUAUUUAAUGUGGAUCUGGAACUGCAUCCACAUACCCAUAGUAAGUAGAUAUGGUUUAUUUAUAUACGGCAGCUGCAGCUCAACCCCAAAGUGCUCCCCAAAUGUAAGUGCCAAAUGAAUGUAAUAUAACACUUUUCUAGAGUAGACAUCACAAAGUGCAUCACAAUAAAAGACAGAAGCAUCAGACGUGAAGAUACAGACGCUAUAUAUGAGUGGAAAAAAUACAAAAUAACAUAAGUAGACUACAUGUAGGCUGGUCUAGAUGGGACAGGCUGGCAGUUGCAAGGUCAAGCACAAGGGUUAUCAUGCCACCUAGUCUAGGGAUGGCCAGAUGUUUUUAUUUAAAUGCAGCUGUUCAUGAAAACUUAAGAUAUAGUUGAAGUCUGAGACAUCCUCUUAAUUAACAAACAGAGAAAAAGAGAGCCUCCUUUACCAAAAUCACAAACAUAUUUUCUCACUAACCUCCGUGGUAUCUAGUCAUGCAUAUAGUUUGGUUUCACCCCUAAAAUUUCUGCCUCAAACCCCAACGAGUAAGCUGGAAGCCUGUAGAUUUGAAGCAGCUUCUCCAGUGUUCUCUACCAAAGUUUGCAUAAUAAUGCAGCAGAUUUGACAUCCACUACUAUUACACUGUCAGUCACACACACAGCUGCCUCUGCUGCUGGUCAAUAAAAAAUGGCCAAUCAGUUUCAGCAGCUAAUUAUGUACAUUUACAUCCCACAAACACCAUAACAACAUUUUGCAUCAAACACCCAGUUUUCAACAUUGCAGCUUUUCUGUAAUUUUGCCAAAACCUGCAUCUAAAAGUGCCCCAAAUCUUUAGGAAAUCAACCUCUUGUGUCUUCUUGCACAUGUCCAUAUGAAGUGCAGUUUCAGACACAUUCAGUUUCAUCCUACUGCUAAACACAUUGAAUCUUUCACUUGAGUUAUUCAAAUGAAAAUGGUUUUGAAUUCAACAUUUCAGCAUGAGGAUGACUAAUUGAAUCGGAUGCCGUUUAAAUACAAUGAUUGGUUUUAUCUCUUUCCAUGAACAUCUCUCAAAUAAGAACCGAACACUGAUCACACACAUGAGCCUUUUUUUUGCAGAAACACUAGUUAUGAUGCCAUCUCCUCCACACAUUAUAUUGCAGGGCUUUUGGGCACCCAGCUUAAAUUUUGGACAUUACUCCCCAUUUACAAAAUACUUCCAUGUAAGGACACCUGAUGGACUGAACUGAGUUCAGAUUUUAUGUCUCUGACGAGGAAGAGGAUUUGGAAGUGGACCAAUACAAUGCCAGAGUGUGACGAUCCAGACUGAUCUGCCACCUGCUGCUGCCCAUGUGUAGUAUGAGAGUGUGUGCUUUGCUCAUAGGGUAUUUUUCCACAGUCAAAGUGUUCUUUCUCCUUGAUUCUGAUCUGGGAUCUGGUCAGGUCUGUCAGUACUGUGCUCUACUCUCUGUUCCUGGACCUCCUACAGCACACUCCAAUGCUGGCUUCUGGAUGUUUCUGAGUUGAAAGUUAAAGGAUAACAGACAUCUGUACUGUGUGUGAGUGUGUAAAUGAUGUGUCUUAGGAGAGGGGACAGUUGACGGUGUCCAGAGUGUAGCACACAAGGCAGAAAAAUUUUUUACACUGAUUUUGGACAGAUGGAAGUGCCUAUCACAGCUGUGAUUACCAUUUUUAAUUUAGUUGAAGGAUUCCAUGGCCCUCAUCAGGCAGGGACAAUCUUCUCAAGUCCUUUCACAUUGCUAUUAAAAGAGAAUUCCAGUUAAUUACAACUUGGCUUUUAUUUUUGUAGCUCUGGCCACAGUGACAUCACCAAAAAUAGAACAACAAGAAACACGAGCAGUCAGAUGAUCAGACAGGUUGGAAAGAAACUUCCAGGGAAGUCAAUGAAAGCAAACUGUAAAAUCCAUCUCAGUUUACAGACCCACUUCCUGUUUUAACUUUGACCAACUGUACUCAUACAAUGAGGGGUUAUUAGUGAUAUUUCAGGUCACAGGCUCUCAGUUUGACCUCCAAAUAAAAAUAAUCAUCUGGAUAAACUGUUGACUUGUUUAUAACCUGUCUGACCAUCUGACUGCUUAUGUUUCUUGAUCCUUUGGUCCUAUUUUAGUUAUGUCACUGUGACAUAGUGUAUGAUCUCAGCAGUUAACUUGGUGAGUAUGUUAGGAAAGCCAAAAAGUAUGCAGGCUGUAAUAAACUGCAAUUUUCCUUUAACUGCACGGAGAUCAUGAGGAAAAGAUGGCUGUUGGGAGGAACAAAAGUAAAUUGAGAGCGUAGUCUAUUUCCUGAAGUAAAAUGACAACAGCAACAAAAAGUUUAAAUACAUGAAGGUGAACUUUCCAUGUUGCUUGCACAACAUUUGGAUCGACACCAUCUCUUCUUGGUGUUAACAUACAAUCUGUGUCUGGAUAAUGAUGUCUAAUAAUGGGGCCUUUGGAUUUACAACUAGAAUUAAUAAACAUUCUUGUUUACUUGAUUCUGUCUUAGGUAGGUGAGCUAGCUGCCUUUCUGUAGAAGGUUUCUAGUUUUACCUUGACAGCGCUAUGAAGCACUGUUUUCCACCUUUCUUCAUGGACAAGUGUCAUCCAUUUUUUGAUUAACUUCUUAGAUGUUACCUGUAGCUUACAGGCAGCUUGAGAUAGCAGGAAGAGGCGGAGUUAGGUCACUGGAGUUAGGUGACAUGUUUUCUUAAGGCUGUGGUCAGACUGCACAAAUGUCAUUUAAACCUGGCUUAAAUCUGAUCACAAUGUGAGGCAGACCAUCUCCAGAUGUGCAUUCUCUCUACAUUUACACCGCACUGCAUUAACAUGGGUUUCCCCUUGUCUAGAUAAGGUAUCCAGAUGUAGAUCUCAUUUAAUACUAGGUAGAAAUGGGGUCUCGCUUUUCCAGUCGGCUUUCAACUGUGUGGUUGUUUUUUUUUUAAUUCCUGCUUGCUUUGUCAAGUAAAGGGCCACAUAUAGUCCAAAAUGGACACGUACAGCAGAUGCACACAGGGUUUUGUUUAUACUGCUUUGGUAGUCUGUAUAUGCUAACGUGUUCACACAGAUGUUGCAGUUGCUAGAUAUGGUCUGUCUACCCAAGGUGGAAAUAAGGUGGAAAAGGUUGGCGCCUAAAACAGCAGGUAAAUUAGAAAAGUGUGUCAAGGGCCACUUGAACCUUAGACAACUCAGAAGUUGACCUAAUUACAUAAAAAUUGAACCAGUCGCAGGCAAACAGUCUAUUGGGAAAUGGUGACUAUCAGCAGGUCAGCCAGCCUUUCAUUUUGCUUGUGGCAACAAAACGAAUGUGAUUGCAUUUGGGGAACUUGACUGACAUCAUUCACAAUGUUUGUACUUGGGAUGUACGAGGCUUUGAUGUGCCAGCAGCGACAUGCAGACCCACCUGAUAGGAAGCAGCUGUAUGUAUGUUUUGGGGGAAAGUAUUUAGGAAGCCACUGCUCUUUCCUCUGCUGAUUGUAAAGCCCAUUAGUGUCUCUGUAGAAUGGGAUCAAAGUGCAAUAGUUUCUUCUUCUACAAACCUGACACUCUCCUCUCUUAAGGAAAGGUUUAAUCAUUCCUUCCCCUUUAAUUCAUAUUUUUUAUAAUGUAAUGUACAAGUUUUGUUCUAUUUAAAGAAAGGGAAAGAGGACUGAAGGUGUCCUCAUUGUACAUAGAGUUUAGACAGUGUUUACUGGUCAGAUUAAUUUAUUGGAAAUGACAGGGACGUUCUUUUUUUUUUCUUACGCAGAAGUGAAAGUGCCAAUGAUAAAGGAAUGGCUUUGGAUGUAAAAGCUAAAAGGUGGACCAUAGUUGUUUCCUGAUUUGUAUUUCAAUCUCAGGUGUGGGAACAAAAUAGCACUUUGAAUAAUGUGUCAACUCUGUAUUUGAUUCCAGGUUUUGGUUGCAACACAAUUUUUGUGCUAAAUACCAACAAACACAGCAACACUGAAACGCCAGAGCCCACGCCAGCAGGGCUAGCUGACGGCAACAAAACGAUUAAAUCCUGAGUUUCAAGUUGUUCUUACUUUUCAGAUUUUCUCAGAAUUUGAUUCUGAACUUUGAUUCCUCUUCACAGUUUUUGUGGAUUGAAUUAGACAUACUGUAGGUCUACUCAACCUGUUCUCAGCAGUUGAUCCCAAUCCUGUUUUUUCAGUUGAAGAAUUUCUCAAUCAGUGUACCCUCAUGCAUUUCAGUUGUCAUCAUAAGGUGAAUUGAUUAAAAAAUCUAAUAAAGAUGA